AACCUGAUUAUUCAAGUUAUAUGACUUCUAGCUCUCCACCAGUUGGAAGCAUUUCAUCCAGGGCAAGACUUCUUCAGGAUGAUAUUACUUUUGGCCUUAGGAAAAAUAUCACAGACCAACAAAAAUUCAUAGGAUCAUCCCUCACUUCAUCCCUUGGAACAGGCUUGGGUACCUUAGGUUCCUCAAUCCGAUCAGCAUUACAGGAUGAGGCAGACAAGCCUUAUAGUAGUGGCACCAGAUCGAGGCCUUCUUCUCGACCCUCCUCUGUCUAUGGACUUGAUUUAUCCAUAAAGAGAGAUUCAUCAAGCUCUUCUUUAAGGCUGAAGGCUCAAGAGGCUGAAGCAUUAGAUGUUUCUUUUAGUCAUGUGACACCCUCUGGCAGAACUAAACCAACAAGUCUGCCUAUUAGCCAGAGCAGAGGAAGAAUACCAAUUGUUGCUCAGAACUCAGAAGAAGAAAGUCCUUUGAGCCCUGUUGGCCAGCCAAUGGGAAUGGCAAGAGCUGCAGCUGGACCACUGCCACCAAUAUCUGCUGAUACCAGAGAUCAGUUUGGAUCAAGUCAUUCAUUGCCUGAGGUUCAGCAGCAUAUGAGAGAAGAGUCAAGGACUCGAGGCUAUGAUCGGGAUAUAGCAUUCAUCAUGGAUGACUUCCAACAUGCCAUGUCAGACAGUGAAGCCUAUCAUCUACGCCGUGAGGAAACAGAUUGGUUUGACAAGCCCAGGGAAACUCGCUUAGAAAAUGGACAUGGUCUUGACCGGAAACUGCCAGAAAGACUGAUUCAUUCAAGACCCCUCAGCCAACAUCAAGAACAAAGCUAUAACCAGGUUGGAGGUGGUGAUGAGAUGAACGGGAAGCCUACACAGUACAUCUUCCCCCAUGCAAGAAUAAAAAUAACGAGAGACCUUAAGGAUCAUACAGUUUCAGGUAAUGGGUUAGGAAUCAGAAUAGUAGGUGGCAAAGAAAUCCCAGGAAGCAGUGGAGAAAUUGGAGCGUAUAUUGCCAAGAUACUCCCUGGUGGAAGUGCAGAGCAGACAGGAAAACUAAUUGAAGGAAUGCAAGUGUUAGAAUGGAAUGGAAUUCCCCUGACUUCUAAAACCUAUGAAGAAGUCCAGAGUAUCAUUAAUCAACAAAGUGGGGAAGCAGAAAUAUGUGUAAGACUGGAUAUCAACAUGCUCUCCGAUUCUGAGAAUCCCCAGCAUCUGGAACUACAUGAACCACCAAAGGCUGUAGACAAAGCAAAAUCUCCUGGAGUGGACCCAAAGCAGCUGGCCGCUGAGCUUCAAAAAGUUUCUCUCCAGCAGUCACCAUUGGUUCUUUCUUCAGUUGUUGAAAAAGGAUCACAUCACUCAGGCCCCACAUCGAGUGCAUCCAGUGCUGUUCCCAGUCCUGGUCAACCAGGAUCGCCCUCUGUGAGCAAAAAAAGGCACAGCAGCAAGCCCACUGAUGCAACAAAGUCUGUCCCCCAUCCAAUUACUGGAGAAAUUCAGCUUCAAAUCAAUUAUGACAAACACCUUGGAAACCUUAUCGUACACGUUCUUCAAGCAAGAAACCUUGUGCCCCGAGACAACAAUGGAUAUUCUGAUCCUUUUGUUAAAGUGUAUCUUCUCCCGGGAAGAGGCCAAGUCAUGGUUGUCCAGAAUGCAAGUGCUGAAUAUAAGAGGAGAACUAAAUAUGUUCAGAAAAGUCUUAAUCCAGAAUGGAAUCAGACAGUAAUUUAUAAAAAUAUCUCCAUGGAACAGCUCAAGAAGAAAACACUGGAAGUGACAGUCUGGGAUUAUGAUAGAUUCUCUUCCAAUGACUUUCUUGGUGAGGUAUUGAUUGAAUUAUCUAGUACUUCUCACCUUGACAACACCCCUCAUUGGUAUCUUCUCAAAGAACAAACAGAAAGUAUUGACCAUGGGAAGUCCCAUUCUAGUCAGAGCAGCCAACAGUCUCCAAAACCAUCUGUCAUCAAAAGCAGAAGUCAUGGAAUCUUCCCUGAUCCAUCCAAGGAUAUGCAGGUACCUACAAUUGAGAAAUCCCAUAGUAGUCCCGGAAGCUCAAAAUCAUCCUCUGAAGGCCAUCUUCGCUCUCAUGGUCCAUCACGCAGCCAAAGCAAGACCAGCGUCACUCAGACCCACCUUGAAGAUGCAGGGGCCGCCAUUGCAGCCGCAGAAGCAGCUGUGCAGCAGCUUCGCCUUCAACCAACAGCACAUAAAAGCGGUCAGUCUAAUCAUACCAGGAAGCAGCACAGACACAGCAUAGCAGGAGUCCUCCCAAUUCAAAGAACUCAGUCUGACAAUCUGCCUCCACCAGCCAAUGACAACAAAGACCCAAGCCAGCUGGCUCUCAGGAAGGUGAUGUCCGAUGGACCAGUCAAGCCAGAAGGAGCAAGACCUACUAAUCACCGACCUGCUGAAAGCUCCAUCUCUACGGGCUCAUCUGCCAGCAGCUUUGGCAGUGGAUAUAGUGUGGACAGUGAAGGAAGUAGCAGCACUGCAGGGGAGGCUAAUCUAUUUCCCAUUCCAAGAGUCGGAAAGAUGGGUCAGAAUGGACAAGAGCCGGCAAAACAGCCAGGAGUAGGAUUAACAGAUGCAGAAGCUAAAACGCAAGUUAUGGGAGAAAUCAAGAUUGCCCUGAAAAAGGAAAUGAAAACAGAUGGAGAACAGCUAAUAGUUGAGAUCCUUCAGUGCAGAAACAUCACCUACAAAUUUAAAUCUCCUGAUCAUUUACCAGAUUUGUAUGUGAAGCUGUAUGUGGUCAACAUUUCUACCCAAAAAAGAGUGAUCAAGAAAAAGACAAGAGUAUGUAGGCAUGAUCGAGAGCCUUCAUUCAAUGAAACAUUUAGGUUUAGCCUGAGUCCUGCUGGGCAUUCUCUUCAGAUUUUGCUUGUCUCCAAUGGAGGGAAGUUUAUGAAAAAGACACUGAUUGGUGAAGCUUAUAUCUGGCUUGACAAAGUGGAUUUAAGGAAAAGAAUAGUAAACUGGCACAAGCUCUUGGUCAGUCCUACUCAAACACACUGAAGAGAGUCUGCUUAGGCUUCAGAACCUUACAGACCAUUAUCUUCUAUAAAGAGCAUCAAAUCAAUUCCAUGGAUUGAUACUAUUGUGUUUAGUUAGGCUUUCAGAGGUGGAGAAAAAAAAAA
This is a messenger RNA of Phascolarctos cinereus (koala), 3124 nucleotides long. The record is from RefSeq and is a predicted model, not a curated record. NCBI's taxonomy places the organism in Eukaryota, Metazoa, Chordata, Mammalia, Diprotodontia, Phascolarctidae.